AUGGCGCCCCUGAUCCCCUCGGCCGAGAUCCGGCUCUCCUACCCUCUGUACGCCCUCGAUUUCGACCCUCAAGAUGCAAACAGACUGGUCGUUGGUGGCGGAGGAGGGGCAGGCGGAACGGGAGUAGGAAACCAGAUCAGCGUCCUCGACACGUCGACAAAGGAAGCCCUUCAGGUCGUCUCCGAAAUCGAACUCAGUCGCGCGGAAGACAGCGUCAACACUAUUGCCGUGGGCCCGCGCAAGAAGAAUUCAGUUCCGGUGUAUGCUGGCAUCAACUCGAGCGAGGAUGACAUCAAGAAGGGGAAGAAUGAACACUUUAGGGUAUUCUCUGCCGAUCUACCGUCAAAGACCAAGGCUGCUGCUGGAGGACCAAAGAUCACCGAGGUGUCGAGGUCUUCGUUCUUUACGACAAAAGAUACCGAGGCUUAUCAGAGGGUUUUGAGGAUAUCACAGCCGUACGAGGGGGUGAAGCAGAUUGGAGCUGCCGCGACGGGUGUCUACCGGGCUGCGAAGGACCCGCAAAUUGCCAUCUUUGAUAUUCCCUCUGCGAACGGAAACAACACGGCGCCAAAGUUGAGGGGGAACCUGGAGUUGGUCAAGGAGGCGAUGGACUUGGACAUCAUCCAGAUCAGCGGCGACGAAUACCAGCUUGUCUACUGCGACGACUACGACAUCCACACGCUUGACAUCAGCAACAAGGGUGACUCCAAAGACUUGCACACCGUCUGGACCAUGCCACACGACGAGUCAAUGGGUGCCAAAGCCCGGCCUUCCUUCAGGUCGAUCCGUUACCUCACGCCCACCUUUGUCCUCUGCGUCGCCAACCUUCCCCAAGCAGGCGGUUCCGUCCUCCAGGGCUUCCGCCUCCCCAACCCAGCCGACGUUGGCAAGGAGGGAAAAGAAGGAAGAGCCCGCCUCGCGCUCUCGGUUCACCUCCCCAAAAACGUCCGCCGCGGCACCGGUCUGGCGGUCCGCAACCUUUCCCCUCCCACAAGCCCCUCCCAAGAACAGGGCGACGCCCAGUUUGUCAUCGCCGUCACGGGACAGGAUAGCUCCAUCACCCUCUACACCCUUGAACACCAGGCUCUCGCCGGUUUGACGCUGAUUGCCAACUGCCACAUCAUCACCACCCUCAAAGAAGUCCACCCCGGUCCGAUCUCUGGCCUGGCCUUUUCGACUUUUGUGCCCCCAGCAUCGGGCUCAAAGGUGCCCGCUACGGUUAAGCUAGCGUCGAUUGGCUCGCUGGGGAACACGUGCGUGGUUCACACCAUCCCACUCAAGAAGCUGCCCUCGUCUAUUACGGUCUCUUCUAGUGUGAAGUCGCUCGUGCCAGCGAGGUAUGUUGUCGCACUAAAGUCGCACGGCCCAGGACACAAGGGGUUCUUGUCGUUUAUUGCCAUCUCUGCCAUUGUCAUUGCUUUGUUGGCGCAGGCGCUGAUGGAGAUUAAUGGCCUUGCGCCGCCGUAUUUGGGGACGAAGAAUGUUGUUCCUGCGAGCUGGCAGGCGCCGUAUAUGAAGGGUUUGCGGGAGGAGCAGGCGAGGCUCAAAAAGGAAGGGGGGGGGCAGUUGGCGGAUAUUUUGGGGCAGCCUAGGGAGGGGGUGCCGAGGGUGGUGAUUAAGCAGCAGGGGGAGUGGGAUUCGGCCAUGGCGGAGGGGGCCGGGGCGGUGAAGAUGGUGCUCAAGCAGGAGGAGGGGAGUGGGGAGGUGAAGAUGGUGGAGGAGGAGAAGUUGGGGGAAGGGGAAAAGGGGAAAGAAUGGGAGGAGCUGCCGGUGGAGCAGCAGGAGUUGUGGAAGAAGGCGCUCAAGAAGGCGGGGCAUUGGGGGGAGGAUGUGGGGGAGGCGGUCUUUAAGGGGGUGUUGUUUGGGGAGAUUGGGGGGUUGGUGGGGGCUUUUGUUAGGGGGUAG
Podospora pseudocomata is the source of this 1905-nucleotide messenger RNA. RefSeq lists its product as uncharacterized. The record is from RefSeq and is a predicted model, not a curated record. Bases 1 to 1905 code for a protein of 634 amino acids. Lineage: Eukaryota; Fungi; Ascomycota; Sordariomycetes; Sordariales; Podosporaceae. Gene Ontology annotation, molecular function: protein binding; guanyl-nucleotide exchange factor activity; GTPase activator activity. Gene Ontology annotation, biological process: protein secretion. The transcript has a single exon. Gene Ontology annotation, cellular component: endoplasmic reticulum membrane.